Messenger RNA from Colletotrichum truncatum, 834 nucleotides. RefSeq lists its product as uncharacterized. NCBI's taxonomy places the organism in Eukaryota, Fungi, Ascomycota, Sordariomycetes, Glomerellales, Glomerellaceae. The record is from RefSeq and is a predicted model, not a curated record.
AUGGCCAAUACCACUCCUUACUUGAUAGCCGUUCUCGUGAUAUUUAUCAUUUUAUCCCUGCCGACAUUUUUCAUUCUCUGGCGACAUGGAAAACGAGGAUCCGCAUAUCUAGGAUGGGGUUACCUCCUCCUGUUUUGCAGUCUCAAGGUUAUCAGUUCCGGCUUGGGGUUGGCCGACAGCCAAAGCCCUGGUUCGAUCGUUGUGUCCAGCAUUGGAUUAUCACCUCUCCUUCUAUCACUGGCUGGUAUACUCCAUGAAGCAAGAUUUUACCACGGCAUUCCAGAGAACCGCCACUCCAGCCACAGAGAAAAACGGCUUACUACCCUUCACCAUUCGCUGACAAUGCUCGGAGUGGUUCUUGUUGCGAUCGGUAUGUCGAAGCUCGCGGGCAAUACCUCGGAGGAUGUGGUCGCUCAAGGCUGGAAGCUCGCCAAGGUGGGCGGCGUCAUUCUUUUCCUAAGCUGGCUAUCCCUAGCGGCCGCAACAACUCUAUCGGCCUUUGCGGGCUACCUUCGCAUUGACAGCCAUCCCCAAAAGAACGUCAGUCGACUGCUGCUAAUCGGCGUGCUCGUUUCACUUCCGUUAGUCGGUGUCAGAGUGAUUGCGACUCUGGCAUAUCUGGUAACGCAGGAGCGAUCUCUCAGCGCAGUGACAGGCUCAAUCGGCGUGAGGAUUGGGCUUUAUCUAUUUGAGGAGGUCGCUGCUACGUUGAUUCUCAUCUUUGCUGGCAUUUGUACGAGGGAUGUUCGGAAACUACCCGAAGACGCCGAGGUGCUUGAUGCAAGUGUGUUGAGAGAGGCAGUAGACGUGGGACAGUCCUUUCAACGGAAAUAA